GUUCCUUCAGACUUCAGGACUSUGAUCCAGAGGUUUUAUCAGCUUCAGUCUGAGCGGUUAGAGACCUAUCGACUCUUCGAAGAAGGACACGAGGCCUACUUGAGGACGGGACCCCAGUAUGACUUUGAUCACUACAAGCAGCUGGUCCAUGAGAUAACGCAGGCCUUCAGCGGCAUUUCCAAGGAAGUGCUGGAGAUCAAGGAGAGACUCCGUGGCGAGUUUCAGCGACCGGAGCUCGCUGAGCACAUCGAGAAGCUGCAGAGCAAAGAGAAGCAGAAACUUGAACUGACAGCCAAGCUGCAGCUGGCCAGGCAGCAGGCCCAGGAUCAGCCAGAGGAUGAGGACUGUCGAGACCAGAUCCAGGAGAUCAGGCACAAGAUCGUAAAGAACCAAGAGGAUCUGAGUGAGAUCAUGCAGGACUUCAAGUUUGAUUCAGAAGAGUGUGACUGACAGCUGAUGGGUCGCCUCCCCCGCCCUGCUGCAGCCUCUCAUCUUCAGCUGCUCUUAUUGAUCACCUCUGUCUCCACCCAGCUCCCUGCUGCAGUCUGACACCACCCCGUCCUCCAGGGGGACCCUCACGGUCCGGCUCUUUGUGUUCUUAUGUGCGGUCGUGUGUUUGUGUUCCUGCAUUGCUUCAACAAAAUACAAGACUUUCUGUUUACGCUGUGAUAAAAUAUGUAAAAAAAA
Austrofundulus limnaeus is the source of this 687-nucleotide messenger RNA. It is a transcript of the gene rex1bd, whose product is annotated as required for excision 1-B domain containing. NCBI's taxonomy places the organism in Eukaryota, Metazoa, Chordata, Actinopteri, Cyprinodontiformes, Rivulidae. The record is from RefSeq and is a predicted model, not a curated record.